CUUGACCCCUCUCGACAGGACGAGUGUCGGAACUUCAUGAAGGUUCUGCUGAGCCGGAGGGACGGCACGCUGUUUGUGUGCGGAACCAACGCCUUUAACCCUCUGUGUGCCAACUACUCCACGGACUCUCUGGAGCUUCUUGGGGACACGAUCAGCGGGAUGGCGCGCUGCCCCUACGACCCGAAACAUGCCAACGUGGCCCUCUUCGCAGGUGGGAACCUGUUCACGGCGACAGUGACGGACUUCCUGGCGAUUGACGCUGUUAUUUACCGGAGCCUGGGGGACAGUCCAGCUCUGCGCACCGUCAAGCACGACUCCAAGUGGUUCAGAGAGCCCUAUUUUGUCAGCGCUGUGGAAUGGAGGGACCACGUUUACUUCUUCUUCAGGGAGAUGGCAAUGGAGUUCAACUACCUGGAAAAGGUCCUGGUGUCUCGCGUGGCCCGUGUGUGUAAGAGUGAUCUGGGGGGCUCUCAGAGAGUGCUGGAGAAGCAGUGGACCUCCUUCCUCAAGGCUCGGCUCAACUGCUCGGUCCCGGGAGACUCUCACUUCUACUUCAACGUGCUGCACUCCACCACUGGGGUCCUGCAGCUGGACGGGAGAGACGUGGUGCUGGGGGUCUUCUCAACACCGUCCAACAGUAUCCCCGGCUCUGCCGUGUGUGCCUUCGAUAUGGAGCAGCUGGACCGGGUGUUCCAGGGGCGCUUCAAGGAGCAGAAAUCUCCCGAGUCCAUCUGGACCCCGGUGCCGGACGAGGCUGUGCCCAGACCCAGACCUGGAGGCUGUGCUCUUCCAGGAUCCAGGUUCAACUCCUCCAGCAGCUUCCCUGACGAGAUGCUGACCUUCAUGAAGACGCACCCCCUGAUGGACGAGGCCGUCCCCUCGCUGGGGCCCCAGCCCUGGAUCAUCAGGACCAUGGUCAGGUACCACCUCAGCAAGAUUGUGGCGGACACAGAGGCCGGCCCCUACAGGAACCACACGGUCCUCUUCCUGGGCUCAGACUCGGGGAGCGUCCUCAAAUUCCUCAUCAAACCCAAAAGUGAAAGCAACCCUGGCAACAGCAGCCUCUUCCUGGAGGAGUUUGAAGGAUACAACCCUGACAAGUGCGGUGGAGAUGGCCCCGAGUCCAGGAGCAUGUUAGCCAUGUCUCUUGACAGGCCCAGCCGCUCUCUCCUGCUGGCCUUCCCCUCCUGUGUGGUCCGGGUCCCCCUCGCUCGCUGCCAGCAGCACUCCCUGUGCAUGAAAAACUGCAUCUCCACUCAGGACCCGUACUGCGGCUGGACCAAGGGCAGCACCUGCUCCUUCCUUGAACCUGGGACCAGGCUCCCGUUCGAGCAGGACGUCAAUCAUGGAAACACCUCCUACCUCGGGGACUGUGACGGCCUCCUGCAGGAGAGCUUCGUGGAGCAGCGGGACGGCCUGGUCUCUGUGAACCUGCUCGUGGUCUCCGCGGUCUCUGCCUUCGCGAUGGGGGCGGUGCUGUCGGGCCUGGCGGUCUGCUGGUUCAUGGGUCACCAGCACCGGCACUGCGGCCGCAGCGGGGCGGGCAGCUCGGGGGCCGUCCGGCGCAAAGGGGACAAGGAGCAGAGCAUGGGGGGCUCAGUGGUGAGCGUGACCCGGCCCAGCGGGGGCAGUGAUCGGGCCCUGCCCAGGGGCCAGUCCGAGACCCUGCUGGCCCCCCUGAUGAUGCCGAACGGCUGGCCCAAGGGCAUGGGGGUGGCGGUGGGGGGCGUGCCUGACCUCGAUUCGGGGGGUCUCCUGCCCACUCCGGAGCAGACCCCUCUGCAGCAGAAACGCUGCCCCCCGGGUCUCCGGCUGAGCGGAGGGGACCCCAGCUGGGAGCAGAGUCACAACUACCUGAACACUGGCCCCGGCCCCUCCUCCUCCUCCUCCUCCUCCUCCGUCAUCUACCUGAGCUCCAAGCACCUGCCCAGGGAGAGCAGGCACUGUGCGCAGGGGGAGCAGAGAGAGCCCCAGCACUACCUCUCCCUGGCAGUGAGGGAGCGCUCCGACAGGCACAGCCCGGCUCUCAGGAACUCCUCCGGGGAGUACCCCUACCCCGUCACCCCGCAGGACAGCCCAGACAGGAGGAGGGUGGUCUCGGCCCCCAACACCCAGCUGGAUUUCGGAGAGCACCUGCGCUGGAAUCCAGAGAGCCUCAACUUCAACAGCAACAACGGGUCGUCUUCCCAGAGCAGCCGUCAUUCCAGCAAGCCCCCGCCCCCCCAGCACCCCCACAGCGGCGGCCACGCCUUCCACGGCCUGCUGAGGUCAUCGCACCAGCCACACCCACCCGCCCUGAACGGCCUAUCAGACUUCAGCCAGCUGCUGUGCAAGGGAGCGAACAGGCGGACUCCAUCUGGCCAAUGAGAAACCAGUCAAAAAAAUAAAUAAUACACCUUGAAAAAUGACAAGCAUUGCCCAGUUACAAACAACCAGUGCUCAGCCUCUCUCCUCUCUUCUCUCUCUCCUCUCUCUCUCUCCUCUCUCACCCUCCCUCUCCUCCCUCUCUCCUCUCUCCCUCCCUCUCUCCCUCUCCCUCUCUCCUCUCUCUCCCUCUCUCUCCUCCCUCUCUCCUCUCUCUCCCUCCCUCCCUCUCUCCCUCUCCCUCUCUUCUCUCUCUCUCCCCUCCCUCUCUUUCACUGUCAGAGCAGCGUCUCCACUUAGUGAUUUACAAAGGGAAUGUGAGUGUAAGAAAGACUGUGCAAAACCUUUGCUGUGAAACCAUUGAUAUGAAUGUUAUGAAGCACUUCCGUUCACAGCAGCUCUGCCAGCGCUGCAGAAAACUCAAACCCUCGUCUCCACUGCCAGAGAAAAUCAAACAGCCAAACCAGCUGCAUGUACACGUUCAAGAGGGCAGGCAGCUGCUGUUUAGAGACAAGCAUGUGGGCCACUUACUGGUUAGGAAGAGAUAUUCACAUGAGAUUAUAAGAGAUUAUCCAGUCCGGUCCAGUCCAGUCCAGUCCAGGGGUUUAGCAAGGAGCCUCCUGAAAACACUCACCCCUCCCUCCCAAAGCCACUCAAUUAUUGUGCCUGACUGGUCCCUGUUCUGCGCAGUGUGGGUUUGUUUCCAUUACCUUAGUGCUCAGGCAACACAGACCCAGAUAAUCUCAUUCCUGAGCUGGUGGAGGCAGCACAUCGCACAGGGAGGCUGGAUCUGACCACAGUUUAAGCCUCCAUUUUGCUAAAUGGAAACAGCAAUAUAAUGCUUUUGGAAAUAAAAGUGAAAAUCUUCAUUGGAAACAAAGUAUUUUCACCCUAUCUAAAUAAAGAGGGAGAAACUUCAUUCAGAGCACCCGAGAGUUUAACCUGAACUGGAGGGACACCCUGAACACCCCCCCCCCCCUUCCCCCACACACACAAUGGUACACUCCAGUCCCAGAACACUUCCGAUUGAUCCAGAGUCAGUCUGAGAGCUGCCCCUGGACAGCAGCACACAGGAGGGGCAGGAACACGGAGCAGCCCGGGAGCAGAGUGUCUGGACAGCAGCACACAGGAGGGGCAGGAACACGGAGCAGCCCGGGAGCAGAGUGUCUGGACAGCAGCACACAGGAGGGGCAGGAACACGGAGCAGCCCGGGAGCAGAGUGUCUGGACAGCAGCACACAGGAGGGGCAGGAACACGGAGCAGCCCGGGAGCAGAGUGUCUGGACAGCAGCACACAGGAGGGGCAGGAACACGGAGCAGCCCGGGAGCAGAGUGUCUGGACAGCAGCACACAGGAGGGGCAGGAACACGGAGCAGCCCGGGAGCAGAGUGUCUGGACAGCAGCACACAGGAGGGGCAGGAACACGGAGCAGCCCGGGAGCAGAGUGUCUGGACAGCAGCACACAGGAGGGGCAGGAACACGGAGCAGCCAGGGAGCAGAGUGUCUGGACAGCAGCACACAGGAGGGGCAGGAACACGGAGCAGCCCGGGAGCAGAGUGUCUGGACAGCAGCACACAGGAGGGGCAGGAACACGGAGCAGCCCGGGAGCAGAGUGUCUGGACAGCAGCACACAGGAGGGGCAGGAACACGGAGCAGCCCGGGAGCAGAGUGUCUGGACAGCAGCACACAGGAGGGGCAGGAACACGGAGCAGCCCGGGAGCAGAGUGUCUGGACAGCAGCACACAGGAGGGGCAGGAACACGGAGCAGCCCGGGAGCAGAGUGUCUGGACAGCAGCACACAGGAGGGGCAGGAACACGGAGCAGCCCGGGAGCAGUGUCUGGACAGCAGCACACAGGAUUAUUCAGUAAAAAUACAAGCCUGGGGGGGGGGGCUACACACAACAUGGGGACAGAUGAAGUCAGAAUGCAAUGGAAGUCAGGGAGAGGGGGACAGAACAGGACUGGGUUCAGACCCUCUCCCCCCACGGAUAUCCCCCACAUCGCACUCAAAGACAUUUCUAGAAAGCAACGUUCAUUCACCGCGGGCUCUUUGCUGCCUGUGUUGAAUCUGUAGCACAAUGUAUGAAGUUUAAAUGAGUUCCGCUGUGAUACUCAGUCUCUUACAGUUGGGGGCGCUGCUAGAGUUUUUUCAGCUGUGGGGUUGUGAAAGAUAAACUAGCUAGCUCAGGUUUUCGAAGCGUCCGUCAGUGUGAGGCUGUGCAAGGCUGGGUCCCAGCGGCACAGUCCGAGCGCCGUGCUCCACCAGGUACAGGUGCAUCAGUAUUAUUCACACCUGCAUGAAUUGCUGCUUUCUUUAGUUUCAUUUCAUUUUUCACACCCUCAAUUCGGGUUAUUGCUUUUCUGUCUUUAAAUUGAAUUAAAGUGACACGACUCUG
Acipenser ruthenus (sterlet) is the source of this 4759-nucleotide messenger RNA. Its product is annotated as semaphorin-6B-like. The record is from RefSeq and is a predicted model, not a curated record. The transcript is spliced from 12 exons. Gene Ontology annotation, molecular function: chemorepellent activity; semaphorin receptor binding. NCBI's taxonomy places the organism in Eukaryota, Metazoa, Chordata, Actinopteri, Acipenseriformes, Acipenseridae. Gene Ontology annotation, biological process: positive regulation of cell migration; negative regulation of axon extension involved in axon guidance; negative chemotaxis. The annotation marks the transcript as partial.